GGAACAGUUCGACGACGCGGCGAUUCGAUUCGGUUGCGUGAACACGAUAAAAAACAAAUAAACUGUGAAAUAAACAUAAAUUUAUAUUUGUGCAUAGUUGUGGUUAUAGAAAUUUUACACACAAAUAUUUGUGUGCGUAGAAGUGGAAAGCAAAACGAGCACCGAAAAUUCAUUCAUAAUAUCCAAUCAACGUCGCGCUCUUCUAAUUCGCGCGCGCUAUAAACUCACUCUCCGCCGCUCUGCGCUCAUUUGCAAAGAGCUCUCUGUUGUCGACCGCAGCUCUUCAAACGUUUUGUGUAAGAAGAUGCAUACGUCACAUCUGGCCACUCCAACAGCGGCUGAAACGCCGAAUACUCACCAACACCAACACCCACACCAUGGUUACCAAAACCACAAUUACCAUUACAACAGCCCACAGUAUCAUAGCAGCAGCAGCAGCAGCAGUAUUAAUAACAACAAUCCAAAUUAUAUACCUCACGAUCAAUCCACCACCAAUUUCACCAACUCAAAUCCAACACACCAUCUCUAUGCUUCCGCCACCACAACAAACCCUACCAAUAUAAACAGCGGUACACCAUCUACGCCGCCACAACACAAAUUUGCGCCUGCACGUAGGCUUGCCGCUCGUCAGACGUUACGUCUGCAAAUACCCAAACAACAGGGUGACACGUAUGGUUUUCAAAAUGCCUGCAAUGCUGGUGUGAAUGCUGCUUCUUCUAAUUAUUACAAGUAUUCACCAUCACAACUGCCGCCUGCGCCGAUAUUAAAGCGCAAUACACCGACACCAACAACGGCAUAUCACACAAAGAACUCCUUGCCGAAAUCAGCUUCGCCGUUGGAGUCACAUAAGUUGCCGAAUGUUGUUUGUAGUAGCGCUUCACCUUCUUCGCAAUUAUCCUCAGCAUCUGCGCUACACUACAAUGGCAGCAGUGGUGGGUUGUCGAUCCAAACAGCCACUGCCACACCCACCAGCAGUGCAAAUAAAUUUCUAAAUUUACGUAAACCGAGCAUCACCUUGAAUUCGGCGGAUGUGCGCAACAAUAACGGUACUAGUGGCAGUAGUAUUGGAAGUUGUGGCAGUGAUUUAUUUGGUUUCGCUAAGGAAUUGUCACCAUCGAUGGAUAUGAGCGAUCAUUCACCGAUUUUUGCCUCAUCCAUUUCGCCUUCAACAAGUUCAGGCUGCUCACCCACGCACCACAUCAAUCGGCUUUUCAGCUUAAGCCCCUCAACUAUGCGCAGUUACGGCAAUAAUUUAGCCGAUCAGGUUGGCGAGUGCGAAGUAAGCGUGUUGAAACAGGUUGCCUACUUGGCCACCCCGACUACAACCAAAGCCCAAAGCGCUUCACUGACACCUCUGAACAACAUUGCGGCGAUAAUGAAAGGCACCAUAAUGAUGAAGUUCACCUUAGGUGCAAACAAUAAUGAAGAUAGAAGUUGGCAUAAGAAUGUAACUGCUAAUGAUUAUUUCGAUAAGGUUGACCAUAAACAAGAACACAUUUUGUGGCGCACCCUACAAGUGGCGCCACGCAAGGGCGGGCUACAGGGCGUAUGUGCCUGCACAAUGGAGUGA
Molecule: messenger RNA, 1570 nt
Organism: Anastrepha obliqua
Lineage: Eukaryota; Metazoa; Arthropoda; Insecta; Diptera; Tephritidae
Product: myb-like protein A
Exons: 4
Coding region: 305-1570 (421 amino acids)
Source: RefSeq, a predicted model, not a curated record